This is a messenger RNA of Aphanomyces astaci, 2957 nucleotides long. RefSeq lists its product as hypothetical. The transcript is spliced from 3 exons. NCBI's taxonomy places the organism in Eukaryota, Oomycota, Saprolegniomycetes, Saprolegniales, Verrucalvaceae. The record is from RefSeq and is a predicted model, not a curated record. Gene Ontology annotation, biological process: lipid metabolic process. The coding region runs from base 6 to 2693 and encodes 895 amino acids.
ACAAGAUGGAGUUGUGGGGGACGUUCCGUCGCGGCAACAAGGCCGCCGCGUCCGACUCCGACAGCUACGUGAAGAAAUUCUUCGAGAGCACACCUGUGGAAGAUGCAUGGAAGCUCGAUGCACAGACGGAAGCAUUAAAUCAGUUUGUCAACGACAGCAUUGCUGCCGGCCGCCGCGUCGCCCUCGUGACAUCGGGGUCAGCGACGGUUCCCCUCAACAGCGACAGCGUGAUGGACGCCGUGUCCUUUGGGGAUCGCGGGGCAGCCACCGCGGAACAGUUCUUGCGUGCGGGGUAUGCCGUCAUCUUCCUGUCUCGGCAAGGAUCGCUCGCGCCUUUCUCACGCCACUUUCAAGCGUACAUUCGAGACAACUCGUUCAUGUCGAUGCUCCACGUCCAGCCGGACAAGUCCCUUUUCGUGAAGAGUCGGGACACAGCCCAACGCGACCACAUCGCAUCCGUGCUCCAAGCGGCCAAGGAGACCAGGGAGAACGUGUUCCAUCUCUGCUUCAACACGGUGCAGCAAUACUUGUUCUACUUGCAGGCUGCCACGAAAGCUGUGGACGCCGCGGGCACGCGCGGGAUGAUCGUCUUGGCCGCGUCCGUGCUCGAGUAUUACGUACCAUCGUCGUCGUCGUCGACGGGGGUGCCUUCGUCCUCGACACCCGCUGACACUGCUGCCAAGGACAAAGAAUCGUCAUCGUCGCUGUCGUUGAAUUUGAUCCGGGUGCCCAACCUUAUCCGCAAGAUCCGUCAAGAGUACGCGCCCAAAUCGUUCCUUGUGACUCUGAAAUCUGCGGCGAACAAGAACCAGAUCUACAACGUCGCGUUCGAGGAGCUUGAAAAGUGGGGUGUCGACGCUGUCUUGGCCGACUCGCCAGCGCUCCCGGGGGAGAUGGCGCUCGUGUCCGAGUCCGAAAGCACCCGCGUGAGCCUCAAGGCGGACACGACCACCCACAUGGAGCUCGACACGCUGUGCGCGGCAUCCCUUGUCGAGAUGCACGGCGUGUUCACCGCGCGCCGGACGUUCCUCGCCCAAGGUCGACAGCUCCUGCUUCUCACGGCCAAGUUUUCCAUGAUGAAAGCCAACGACGCCGUCAACGAAGACGCCGACGGCCACAAGAACGUUCCAUUUGCGACCGGUGUCCGCAUCCGCGUCGACCGCGGCCAAGCGCACAACUCGCCGGUGUACGAACUGAGCGCCGUGUUUCAAAACCAAUCGCAUUGCGCCCGCGCCCAUCUAUGGACGCGCGUCGUCGCUCCUGACGCUGUCGCAGAGGACUCAGCGUCCACUCUGUUGACGGAGAAUCAGAUUGUGCUCGCGUUCAGUCCCGCGGGCACCGCCGACACGAUCAAGUCGAUGUGGGGCGACUUUUGGGGCGGGUUUGCCGACAAGGAGUUUGCAGACGUCAAGGAGCAGUGGGGCCACGUGACUAUGGGUAGCGCCAUCUACGGCCUCGCGAGCGGCGUCACGGCCACGCUGGGCGGCGACUUCUCGUCCGUGCAUGGCAUGAUCAAGUACCUCGGGUCGAAACUCGGCGCGGCAUGGACGGACGGCGAGCAGACGCGUAUCCGGCAGGCGCUGCAAAACAUGCUCAGUGUCAACUUCAAUCGCGGGUUGACUGAAAUGUCAGGGCUGCAUCCUCUCGACGCGAUCGAUACAAUGCCAGGAACGAACGGUCCAGAGCAACGCGUGUCCUCCACCCGACGACUGCAACACAGAGCCUCCAUGACCGUCUUGGACCCGACAGUGUUGGCACAGGCAUCGAUCACGUCGUCGCAGCCGUCGUCUGGAUUGUUUUCCCCUUCCCCCGACGCCGCCACUAUCGACAGCACCACCGUCAAAGUGCACAAAGCCAUCUUGUCGUAUUUUCAAGACAUGGUCGCGGAUGGGUUGAUUGAGGCGGUGCUGCCCCACAUCGUCCGUGGCAGCCGCGUCCACGUGACUGGCUACAGCAUGGGCGGGAUGCUCGGGCAGCUGUUCCUGCUGCAGCUGGGCGACGCGUUGGCCCAUCGGUACCCGCAGUCCCAGCACCACCUUCGCCUCGUCAACGGUGUGUUCUUUGGCACUCCGCGCGUGGGCGACGCUGGCUUUGCCGCGCGACUGCGGCGCCUCUACGACACGAGCCAAGUGAUCAACAUCAUGCAUCCACUUGACACAGUGCACGCGUACCCCCCGACCACGGAAGGGUACGCGGACGCGAUGCUCAAGAUCUUCCUCAAAGAGGACGGACUCGGCGUCGGCCGGCGGUCCGCCCAUGCCUUCUCAAUCCUCCCCAUCACGCGGUCCCUCGACCGGAUGCUCGGCCAGGCGCGCCCCUUGUCCGCUGUUUCAACCCCCCCACCUCCUCUCGAUGCGACUUCGACUCCUUCCGCGUGCGCGUUGUGCGGUCGAGCGGAGCACUGCACAGAGCAGCACCGGUGUCACGUCUGCACCCGACGAGGGGACCACGUCGCCAAGUCGUGUCCGUACCGAUCGGAAGGCUGUUUGUUGUGCGGCGCCUCGGCGCAUGCGACAGGGGAGCAUCGAUGCAGCGUCUGCGCCCAAGUGGGUCAUCGGGGGCGCGACUGCCACCAACAAGGCAACGCCGGCGUCGCAGAAAUGCUCACGUACUUUCAGUUCCACGACUUUUUGUACUACAACCAAAACCUCAAACGGCACGUCGAGUUUUCCACAACUGCCACGUCAUCCUGAAGCAUCGAGAGAUGACGUCGACUUGUCAGGGUCACUUGGGGCGGUACAAAACACGAUCCAAUGAACCCUAGACCAUCUAUCUACGUACCUUGAUGCAUCUUGACCUGCCACCAACCCUCAGCUUAAGCUUAUAUAGGGUCACAAUGCAUGAAUUCGGACUACCUUCCAAGUAUGAUAUCAUACUAGUAGUACUGUACCCAACAUCAUCGGUACAGGUAUAUCGACUUCGUAACAACACUGUACUCAUCAACAACGUGGCAAAUA